AUGGGCCAGAAAACAUCCAAGAAGAACCCGAAGAUGAUCAGGACUCUGCUGUUGCUGUUGGAGAAGUUGAUGGUGGAGUGUUGGGCUUUCAAUAUUCUAGCUUCCAGGGAAGAAAAUCCUGCAGAAAUGAUGACUGAAAUUCCAGAGACUGAAGGGCAAAUGGAGUCUAUCCAAAGGUUUCCUGGGGUGUGGACUGAUGAAGGCCAAUACCUGGUCAAAGUUCUUGGAGAUCCUUUGGUCAGAGGGCUGACAGAGAUUUCCAAGAGGAAGCCCAAUGACCCUGUAGCCUUCCUUGCAAGUUUUCUGCAUGGAUAUGCUGGCAUCAGCACAGAGAAUAACAACCACCCCAACACUCUGGUCAUCUCAGAGGAAGAAGAAGGAGAACUGAAUGAUGAAGGAGUUCCUCAAGUUGGACCAAAUGAAGAAGAACCAGAAGACACACUCUCAGCCACCAGCUUCCAACUUCCAGAAAAUUUCCCAAACCCUCCAACCCCAUCAGAGUCCUCAACCUCAGCAGCUCCAAUGCGUCAAGCCAAGGAAUCAUCCACUGCCAGGGAUGAAAGAGGACAGACUGUGUUGCACCAUGCCUCUUCAAGACCACAUGGGGCAAACCCAAAGCAGGGAUUCAAAAAGAUCAUUGAUGAAUCAAAUGCUAGUUUAGCAGCCAGGGAUGAGCGGUAUCAAACUUGCCGAGAUGUUGCAAGAGCUGCUGGUGUGAGAGAAAAUGUGGCUGCUAUUGAUGACUAUGUGGUGAAUCUUGCUGCUGAAGGGAAAAGGAGCGAAAUUUACCAUCUCUUAAUGGAGGGCUACGAUCACAUCAUUGAUGUCAAGAACUUGGAUGGACUCACAGCGUAUGAAGCUGCAAACAAAAAAGGCCAAGACAAAACAGUGGAACUCUUGUCCGGCAUUGAACCAUUCUCAGACUUGAGAAACAUCCUCCAUUCGGCGAUUCGAAACGGAGACUUGCGCAGAGUCAAAGAGACGUUGACAGACGGGGCGAGUCAAUUGGCAAUUGCAAAAAGCAACUAUGGCAGAACAGCUCUGCAUAUUGCCACCUUGACUGAGUACAUGGACAUUGUUGAGUUCCUGGUGCAAAACUUUCCAGAAACAGUCUCUCUUCAAGACAACAUGGGGAGAACAGCCAUGCAUUAUGCCAUGGGCCUGGAUAAAGUAGACCAACUGGCAAAAAUACUAGUGAAAGGAGGAGCCCGAAAACCCCAAGAUUAUAGAGGCAGAGUUCCGUCUUAUUACUUUCUGAACAAAGACGAAAUUCAGAUGCUUAAGGAGGAGGAAGAAUCUCUGAAAAAUUGAUUAUAAAACUAAAAACGUUGAGAUACUUGUUAGCUGACGUUAUUUGAGAAAUUUUGCGGUGCUAUAUGUUUCAAGGUGGGGAAAAGGGAGGCCGACGAGAAACUUAGUGAAUCUUAUAUAGUGUCCUUCAAUAUCUCGGGUCAGGAUCGAUAUCAUUUCAACGACUGAGCUUCAAGUGGAACGCUGUAGAUUUCAUGUGAGAUUUGAAUAAAUUUAUGAUGCUAC
Notodromas monacha is the source of this 1536-nucleotide messenger RNA. Lineage: Eukaryota; Metazoa; Arthropoda; Ostracoda; Podocopida; Cyprididae. The record is from the annotation of a GenBank genome assembly.